AUGGCGUCAGGGCUACGCGGCGGUGUGUCUCCCUCCGUGCCCGCCGCUCAGCCCUACUACAACGACAUUGCUAGCAUCCGAGAUCUGUCCACUAUGCCCUUGACGCAUCAACUCCCUUCUCACUCCCGCGCCCAGACGCUGGUGGUGGACGGAACGGAGGUAGAAGUCCAGUCUGAUGUGGUCUCUGUCUCGCAGGCAGCGCCGAACUUGUGCGCUUUUCAGCAGGAGUGUCAGUCCCUUCUGGCACUGCUGAACGCUUCCUCUUGCCCUCGGCGGGUGGCACCGCCGCCGAGCAGUGCGGUUGCCCCUUCGCACAUCCUGCCUUCACCCGUCGCGGACGUUGAUGCCACCGGCGCCCUGGCGCCUGCCGUUCGCCAGGAAAGGCAGCCGGUGACACUCCCGGUAGCUCGUGCGCCUGCAUCGACCUUAUCCUCCCCGGAGGAGUCGCCACCAUCGCCAUCUGUGGUUUCAGAAAGGGUGGGUGUGGGUGUGACUGCAGCGGCUCCUGCGCAUUCAACAACGUACGCGCAGCUGAUGCAGGAGGUGGACGAUCUUGCCAGCCUGUUGAACGAAGAGGAGGAGGGCCUUCGGGGGCAGCAAAGCGUGGCGUCUUGCCAACAUAGCGAAGCCGGAGCUACACCAGCACACGGAGUUCGGGGUGAUUACGCGGCUCCCAUCGCACCCCUGCCAUCUGUGGAGGUGACGAGCUCGCUGGCGGACACCCCUGAGAAGCAACGUCCACAGGCGGUUGAGACUCACCGACGCGAUCGAUCGCAGAACCCUUCGCUGUCCCCUCUUCUUGCUCCGAGAGCGGCUGAGUUGGGGCAUGCCCCGACGAGUCCCUUGUGGGCCGCACAGCUACUGAAGUGGAUUAUCUACCUUGUGGAGCGGCGACAAAACGCACUGCAGCGCAUCCAAGCUUUUGAGGACGCCCGCGCACCUGGCCGGCGGGGGGCGUGCGCCGGGACCGUCGCUGGAGAAGCAGCCGCUAGCACACCGCCCUCAGCGAUCCGCGUGACGGAGGGGCUGCUGCAACUGCUGCGCUCCCUCAACACGGAGACCGGUGAUGUCGAUAAGUGCACCGCUACCGAGAAACGACACAUGUGCACGCGCAUCGCCAACCUUCUGGCAGAGAUGACAGCGACGGAGGAGGAUGUGAUGGCAGAUCUCCUGAACGAUGCCGCAGCGGGGGCCACGCUGGAGCGUGAAAUCACUGUGAAGGAGUCAACCACUACUAUGUCAGCGGCACUGCCACCGUCGAGUGCUGUCUCGGAGACGUAUCGGAAGGACAUGAUGGACACCCUCACUCUCCUUGACCAAGUCUCGCAGGAGAACAGGACGCUAAAGCUGCGUGUGGAGGAGGUGCAAGGACAAGCCACACGGCUGGGCGAUGAGGUAGAGCGCGAAAGGGCGGCGAACAUGGAGCUGGGUAAGUACUUCGAUCAGCUUGCCGCAGAGAACAGCAGACUUACCGCAGAACUGAAUGAGAUGGAGGCCAAGCUGAGGCAAGCAGAGGCGGUGGCCAAAUCGGUAUCGCAGGAGGAGUUGUUGCGCAACCAACUAGACCGUCAGACGCUACACCUGCGCGAUGUGCGCGCCGAGCUGGAUGACGUGCAGGACGAGAGCAACACGCUGCGGAAGACUAUUCUGCAGCUGCGAGACGCGCUUAAGCGACACCGGGCCGUCAUUGACCUGCUGACGCGCCGCCGGCGUGAGCGAGAGCGCGCUGCUGCGGCGGCAGCGAGACGAUCCGGCAGCCGGUGCGCUCUCAGUCCGCGACUUCAAAGCCCUUCCAUGCAACGCAUCGAGGACAUCCUCUCCGGUGCCUGCGACCCGCCGUCGUCUUCAUCGUCCUCGCCGCCGUCAGAAGUGAAGUAUUCAAGCGGCGAUGAUGCUAGUGGGGACUCGGGCGUUCCCUCAUCCCUACGAUGA
This is a messenger RNA of Leishmania mexicana MHOM/GT/2001/U1103, 1932 nucleotides long. RefSeq lists its product as hypothetical. The coding region runs from base 1 to 1932 and encodes 643 amino acids. The record is from RefSeq and is a predicted model, not a curated record. The transcript has a single exon. Lineage: Eukaryota; Euglenozoa; Kinetoplastea; Trypanosomatida; Trypanosomatidae.